GAGCCGCUGCACCUGCGCUGCAUUGCCGAAUUACAGCGCAGCGGGGCUCCCUCUGCUCUUUAUUUGCAGCACGGGAGGUUCUUAUGCUCAGUGCUUUUUCUGGCCAGGAGCUGUUUCCUGGUGCUGUGCAGGAUGAGCAGCUCUUCCCUUGCUCUCAGGUCGCUGUCAGAGGACAGGACGGCUGCUGUGCUGUGGGGCUGUGAGCUGGGUGUGAACAGCCGGAGCUGCAUGGUGAAGGAGGAUGAUGACUUCUUAGAGCACCUGGUCCUGCUGAGGACGAUCUCCCUGGGGGCCGAUGCCAGGGAUGAGUUACACGUGGUGGCUGUGGAGUCCAAGAACACCUAUGGAGACCACAAACCAGUGCCCAUCGCUUCCCUGCGUGUCUCAGUGCUCCCCAUGAUCAGUCUCAAAGGUCUGGAGUUUGUCCCUCCUGUCACCUUCAUGCUGCAGUGUGGAACUGGACCGGUCUAUCUCAGUGGGCAACACGUUACCUUGGAAGAUGUCCCCAUGUGCAAAGAGCUGUUGGAUACAGAUGGAGGUGAUGAGGACAGUGCCAGAGCAGAGCAGGAUGGAGACUAACUGCAGGUCUGGAUGGGAUGGAUUCUUGCACAAGGACACGAUGGGCCUCUGCUUUGGAUACAUCCUUCUCUCCAUCUCAGAAGAUCUUGUUUUGAAUGUGCUGUUGCUGGGAUGCUGUUGAGCUGUGGGUCUCAGAGCAUUCCAUUAAGCACCACCACCCCUUCCUUGCAGUGGUACCACAUGGAUAGUCUUAAAAUGAGUGUGUUGUGUCCACCCUGUGCAGCCCUUUGCCAAUCAGUCUGCAAACUUCCUUCGUAAUGAUGAUUUUGUUCUGGCAGGAAUUACUCUGACAAUUGCUUGGAUAAACAGAGUAAAGUUAAGCUGUAGCCUUCACAGCAGCCCAGGGAAAUGCAGCCAAAGUCUGUUCAGAAUAAGCAGCCAUUGAAAUAAUCAAAUUAAAGCUCCUGAUUGAGGAAAA
Messenger RNA from Coturnix japonica (Japanese quail), 997 nucleotides. NCBI's taxonomy places the organism in Eukaryota, Metazoa, Chordata, Aves, Galliformes, Phasianidae. The record is from RefSeq and is a predicted model, not a curated record.